AUGAGUUCCGACGAUGAGUUCCAACAAUUGGUGGAUAGGGAGUUCGAUGAACUCGUUCAAGAGGUGCAACGGGAAGCAGAAGAAGAGGCGGCGGCGGCGGCGUUCGUUUGCCCGUUCUAUCAUCGGCGGACCAUCUGCCGUGACCAUGUCGGGGCAUACCAGCGGUUGAUGGAAGACUACUUUGGCGAUAACCCCCGUUACUCGGCAGAGAUUUUCCGUCGCCGCUUCAGAAUGUUGCAACGGUUAUUCAUCCGUAUAGCGACUACAUUGGCGCAGCGGUACAAGUGUUUCACACUGCGCAAUGAUGCUAGCGGCCGACCCGAGUUGUCGACAUAUCAGAAGUGUACCGCUGCAAUUAGGCAGCUUGCCUAUGCCGGACCCGCUAAUAUGUUCGACGAAUACCUACAGUUGGGUGAAACAACUGCCCUAACGACGCUGAGGCAGUUUUGUAAUAGUAUCUAG
This is a messenger RNA of Salvia hispanica, 462 nucleotides long. NCBI's taxonomy places the organism in Eukaryota, Viridiplantae, Streptophyta, Magnoliopsida, Lamiales, Lamiaceae. The record is from RefSeq and is a predicted model, not a curated record.